Messenger RNA from Pseudophryne corroboree (corroboree frog), 6016 nucleotides. RefSeq names its product programmed cell death 11 (gene PDCD11). Lineage: Eukaryota; Metazoa; Chordata; Amphibia; Anura; Myobatrachidae. Gene Ontology annotation, molecular function: RNA binding; protein binding. The record is from RefSeq and is a predicted model, not a curated record. The transcript is spliced from 36 exons. Gene Ontology annotation, cellular component: nucleolus; nucleus; small-subunit processome. Gene Ontology annotation, biological process: rRNA processing. Bases 216 to 5594 code for a protein of 1792 amino acids.
ACGCUGCUUCACGCCAGGAGCCGGAAGUUCCUGUCACGUGGGGGACUCCAGACUGUCUACUUCCGGGUGACUUGUAAGGUGCCCAUUGCCCACACGUGGGUAAAUUUGCUGCAUGUUUCCGGCGAAACCUACAUGUAACACGGGGCAGAAAGGGGCCGCAUUGCCUGGUUUACGUACGGUGUCUCUUACAGCAGAGAUCCACAACAACAGAAGACAUGGAAGAGAGCUUCCCUCGUGGAGGCACCCAGAAAAAGUCUGAUGACACUGUUGCUAAGAAGAGACCCCGGCAAGAUGACAAUCUGUUUUCUAUGCACCAUGAAGAAGUGGAGGAGGAAAUUAAGAAGAAAAAGAAGAGAGAUUUUCAAGAUAAGCCAACACCAUUUAAACCUGACAAGAGCUCAGCUACAAAAGAGAAACCAUUGCAUUUAUUAAAUUAUAAGGAUCUCAGUGUCGGAAUGCUGUUUCUGGGCUGUGUGAAGGAGGUUACGGACUUUGAAUUAGUUGUAAGCCUGCCAUAUGGUCUGACCGGCUAUGUCCAAGCAACAAAUAUCUGUGAGGCCUAUACAAAUCUCCUUAAUGAGCAGGUGGAAAAAGAUGACCCUCUGGAGGCUUUGUCACCUUUGUCUAGUCUAUAUUCUCCAGGCAUGCUGGUGCGAUGCACAAUUAGCAACUUGGGGACUACAUCAAGUGGCCUCAAUAGCAUCAAGUUAUCCUUGAACCCCAAACUUGUCAAUGUGGCCCUUGCUCCUGCUUCUUUGCGCACAGGCAUGUUAGUGUCUGGCUGCUUGUCCAGUGUGGAAGAUCAUGGCUAUCUCAUUGAUAUAGGAGUUGGGGGUACUAAAGCGUUCCUUCCUCUUCAAAAGGCUGAAGUGUAUUUAAAUCAAAUCGGCAAAGGUGCGGCACUGCGUGUAGGGCAGUAUUUAAACUGCGUGAUUGAAGAGGUAAAGAUUGAUGGGCGAAUUGUGCGACUGUCAAUCACCCAGUCUGAUGUGGCUGCGGCUAUGGCCACAGUGGAACAACAGUGGACUCUGAAUAAUCUGCUGCCUGGCCUAGUGGUUAAAGCUGAGAUUCAGAAGGUCCUUACAGACCACAUUACUGUGUCCUUCCUUUCUUCCUACGCUGGUGUGGUGGAUUUCUUGCAUUUUGAGCCGACUAAAAGCAACUUGUACAAGAAAGAUCAGGAAGUAAAAGCUUGUAUCCUGUGGAUUGAUCGAUCUUCCAAGACCAUCAGACUGACUCUGCGCAAGUGUUUCCUGCAGCCAGGGAACCCUGUGAAGCAGCUAUCCAGUGACUGGAUUGGCACUGUGCAUGACACCUGCACGGUGAAGAAGUUGCAUAGGACUGUGGGAGCUGUAUUUCAGCUGGAUGGAAACACAAUGGGCUUUGCAUUUAAAUGUAACCUUUCCAUUUCAAAACAUUCCGAUGGUCUGGAUAAGUUUAAAGUAGGCUCAGUCCACAGUGGUCGUGUGGUGGGAUUUAGUCCCAUGGAUGAGACACUCCUGCUGUCUUUUAAGGGAAAAGUUGUCAAAGGUCUUUACUUGAGGCACGAAGAUAUAGAGGCUGGUCAGAUUCUGGAGGGUACCGUGGACAGCUUUGAAUCUUUAGGAAUGGUGGUGAAUAUCACAGAACACCUCAAUGGUCUUGUGCCCAAUCUCCACUUGGCAGAUAUUACCCUGCACCAGCCUCAGAAGAAAUAUAUCCUUGGGAACAAGAUCAAAUGCAGGGUGUUAAAUGUGGUUCCGUCGGCCAAGAAGCUCAUCCUUACCAGGAAGAAGACCAUGCUAAAUUCCAAGUUGCCAAUUAUUCGCAGUUACCAGGAUGCAAAGCCUGGCCUGGUCACGCAUGGCUUUAUCUGGGCAGUGAAAGACUUUGGAUGCUUAGUUAGAUUUUAUAAUGAUGUUCAAGGACUGGCACCGGUUCGUGAGCUGAGCUCGGAGUAUAUCCCCUCACCAGAGGAGGCUUUCUAUAUGGGGCAGGUGGUAAAAGUAAGAGUGCUGGAGUGUAGCCAUGAAAAAGGGACAAUGCUGCUGUCAUUUAAGAUGAUUGACGAAGACGAGGGUGGAGCAGUACCAAAGAACCAACAUGUAAAAAGUGACGCAACCACCCAUCCACCUGGCAAGAUAGUUGAUGUGAAAAUUGUGAACAAGACUGAUAAAGGACUGACGACCGCCAUUCUACCUGAGGAAAGUCAUGCCUUUCUUCCCAAAAAUCACCUUUCUGAUUACAUCACAAAUUGUGAGCUCUUAUGGCACUGCUUAAAGGAAGGUGACACACUGACUGGUGCAAUGUGUCUUAGUAGCUUCAGAGGGAAAAAAUUGCUGACUAAGAAACCUGCCCUCAUAUCAUUCAUGGAGAGCGGAACGUGUGUGAAAGACUUCUCCGACGUGCAGGUUGGGAUGUUGCUCACCGGAUUUGUGAAGAAUAUAAUGCCCUAUGGAUUGUUUGUGGAAUUCCCGUACGGGCUGGUCGGUCUGGUCCCCAAAUCUGAAGUCAGCGACAGGUUUGUAACAAACGUCAAUGACUAUUUUGUGGAAGGGCAGACAGUGGUUGCGAAGGUAACAAACACUGAUGAAGAAAAAAAACGCUUCCUGCUGACCUUAAAGUUGUCUGAGUGCGCUCCUGAUGACCGCUCGGCUGAAAGCCUCUUGCAUCUGAGGCAGUGUGUCGGAGAAUUACGGCUCUCAAAGAGCCUAAUUAGCAGAGGCGAGAAUACAGAGGACUCUGAGAAUCUUUUCUCAUUACUACCAGGAAAAAUGCUGACCCUUGUAGUGGAUGAGGUAGAAAAAGAUGGUUCAGUACUGUUCAGCAGUGGCGGAAUCUCUGGCAGCAAGAAAAUAUCCGCAGCUGCUCAUCACGAUGCAGCAAAGAACUUGGUGUCGGGACAAAAAGUAAAGGCUGUGGUCCUGUAUGUUGAUAUUGUGAAGUGCCACGUUCACGUGUCUGUGAAGAACAUUCUCCUGAAGAAACGCAAAGUAGAAUUUGAGGAAGAUUCGAAGCACUCUGCAGUGGUGCAGCACGUGGCAGAAGAUCUUGCGGUCGUGUCUUUGGGGGCUACGGCGCAGCUAGCUGCUGUCCCUCUUGCAUGUCACUACAAUGAUACUUUCCGGUUUGACUCUGAGAAGUUGCAUUUGGGGGAGACCAUUUCUGUGACCUUAAAGACCAGUAAUGCUGAGGAACAUGGGCUGUUGCUGGCGGUGCAAAAUACAUCUGGUACAGGGAGACAAAGCAAAGCUGCCACCUUUGUAAAACGCAAUCCAGCUAUAGGAGAAGUAGUCACUGGGACGGUGAAGAGCGUUAAGCCCACUAGCGUGACUGUUUCCAUUGCGGAUAAAGUAGUCGGAACUAUUCAUGCUUCCCAGAUAAUGGAUGAAGUACCGAUGGGACUCUUCCCCACAUCAAAGCUGCAUCCUAAGGAGACUGUGACUUGUCGAGUCAUUGGAGGGCGAGAAAUUAAGACGCAUAGGUUCCUGCCUAUUAGUCAUCCACAUUUGGCAAAGUCCAUGCUGGAACUCAGUAUCCUGCCCAGUCUUCUGAACACCAAUGAGAAAAUUCCAAAACACAAAACCUUAAAAAUGUACUCCCCUGGUGAGAAGGUGACCUGCUAUGUAGUCAAGUAUAACAAGGAGAAGCGAUACCUGGAGGUGGAGAUCUCUCCCGAGAUCCACGGCAGAGUCAGACUUCUGCUCCUUUCCAUAUCUACAAAGGUGGUAAAACAUCCAGAGAAACAUUUCAAGCAAGGACAGGCUCUAUCUGCUACCGUGGUUGGCCAUGAUGUAACGAAUAAAUUCCUCUUUCUGUCCUUAACAGACGUGUACACUCUGGCGGAUGGCUGUGUAACUCUUGGGCGUGUAAAGAAGAUAACACGAGCCGAGGGCUUGUGCAUAGGACUUCCAUUUGGCAAGACUGGGAAGGCCGGCCUCCCAGAUUUAGGGGACUGCUACGCUCAGGCCCCUGUGAAAAUCUUUAAGAUUGGAAUGUUUGUAAGAUGUUGCAUCCUCUCUGCUUCAACGCCGAUUAAGGUCUCCCUUAGGAAGUCUCGCACAAAUCCUGGCUCCAACAUUAAAGUGAUAGACAAAGAAAUCUCUUCCAUUGACAGUCUGCAGAAAGGACAGCUGCUUUCUGGUUUUAUUGAUGCGAUUACAGACAAAGGAGUCUUUUUGCGGUUAUCAAGUUCUAUUGUGGGCAAAAUUCAGUUCCAGAAUGUCACAGAUUAUCAUACUGAGGAUCAAGAAACGUACAAGACCUACCUCCCUAAAGGAAAGCUGCUGUCUGCGAAAGUCAUUUAUAUAAAGAAAGAAGCGAAGCCCCACGUUAGCCUGUCACUCCUUUCCAAGGAUACUGGUAAACUGGAUGUUUUUCCAAAGUCUGCCAACUUACCCCUGAGGGAGAACAAAGGUGACAAGAAGAGGAUGAGAAAAGAGUCUGAAAGUGAACAGCAGAACACUAAAAAGAGAAUUAAGAAAACCCAGGAGCCUAAGGAUGAUGAAGACAGCGGAGUUGAGGUUCACGGUCCAGAAGAUAAAACCAAAUAUAAUGAAAAAAGUAACAAAAAGGACGUUGCUGGUGGCAAGCCUCCAGUCUCACGGUUACAGGUGUCUUCUGGUUUUUCUUGGGAUGUUGACUUAAAUACCCUCAAAACCUCUAUAACGGUCAAAAAGGAGAGCAGCUCUGACAGUGAGGAGGAUGAAGCUGAAGAACACUCCAAGACCAAGAAAAACAAAAAGAGGAAGGGACUAAAGAAAAAACAAGGCGCAAAAGAGGCCACCGAUCCAGAUCAGCCACCGCGGUCAGUGACUGAGUUUGAGCGUCUAGUCCUUGGUUCCCCAAACAGCUCCGUUAACUGGAUUCAGUACAUGGAAUUCCAUCUUCAGGCCACGGAGCUUGAGCAAGCUCGAGCCGUGGCGGAAAGAGCCCUUGAGACCAUUUACUUCCGCGAGGAGCAGGAGAAGCUGAAUGUAUGGGUUGCUAUGUUGAACAUGGAGAAUACAUUUGGGACAGAAGAGACUCUUCAGAAGCUUUUCCAACGAGCAGUCCAGUAUAACGAUCCCUUGAAAGCAUUCCAGCACUUGGCAGAUAUUUACAUCAAGUCGGAGAAGUUUAAGGAGGCUGAUACAUUAUUCAAUACAAUGGUCAAACGUUUCCGCCAGGAGAAGUCUGUAUGGUGGAAAUAUGCCUCAUUUCUUAUGAAACAAGGCCAGUCUGAGGCUACACACAGAUUACUUCAACGAGCCCUUAGGAGUCUUCCAGAUAAAGAACAUGUUGAUGUGAUUUCAAAGUUUGCCCAGCUGGAGUUCCACAUGGGAGAUGCGGCGCGAGCCAUAGCCUUGUUUGAAAGCACGCUCAGCAGUUACCCUAAGCGCACCGAUGUCUGGUCUGUUUACAUCGACAUGAUGGUGAAACAUGGCAGCCAGAAGGAAGUGCGGGAUAUUUUCGAGAGGGUCAUUCACCUGAGUAUGGCAGCCAAGAAAAUAAAGUUCUUCUUCAAGCGCUAUCUGGAGUACGAGAAGAAACACGGCGAUGAGCGCACUAUUCAGGCCGUGAAGGAAAAGGCCCUGGAAUACGUAGAAUCUAAAAGUUCUAUGAGCGCCACCUAGAACAGUAACCACUGUGGGACUUGUGUCAGUCACCACAUAAGGAUGCGUGGUAACUCCAGACCUCCGUGACAUGCCCUCAUUCCAGGGGACUUGCUUUUCUGGGUCUCUACAUCACAUGUUGCGUUACAGAAACACGUCUGUCAGUGCAUCUGCUCUGGAUUUUAUAAUCUGAUUCAGAUUUUCCACGUUAGAACUUUGGAAGCAAUAACCGAGUGGAAAGAAUAAAAGACUGAACGCUGAACUUUUUCCAUUACCUACAAACUGCUUUUUAUUUCGUAUUACAGAUAUUUUAUACACUGUUUACAUUUGAGAAUGAAAUAGUUUAAAUAUCAUGUGCGAAGAAUACAUAGUGGGGCGAGUGCUGUUGUAGAACAGGCUGCAACGAUUAUGUGUACAGAGAUUAAAAAUAUUGUUCUCAUUAA